Fonsecaea nubica is the source of this 2265-nucleotide messenger RNA. RefSeq lists its product as hypothetical. The record is from RefSeq and is a predicted model, not a curated record. Gene Ontology annotation, molecular function: protein serine/threonine kinase activity; ATP binding. Gene Ontology annotation, biological process: peptidyl-serine phosphorylation; peptidyl-threonine phosphorylation; mRNA cis splicing, via spliceosome. Bases 1 to 2265 code for a protein of 754 amino acids. NCBI's taxonomy places the organism in Eukaryota, Fungi, Ascomycota, Eurotiomycetes, Chaetothyriales, Herpotrichiellaceae. The transcript is spliced from 2 exons.
AUGGGUUCAAGAUCACCCAGCCAGUCUGAGGGCGAAAUCUUGACGUCAGACUCGGAAGCGAAGGCAAAGAAUAUACCAUCUUUCCGCAAUAACAGCAAGAUUGACCGUCGUGCCAGACCAUCUUCCAUUCCCUACAGCGCUACGUCUAGAUCGCAUCGAUCACGCUCGAGAUCGCCUUACCGUGCUUCGAGAGGCGAGAAGCGCCCCCGCGACUAUGACCAUGCGAGAAACAGAUCCCAUCAUGAUACGCGCUCCUUCGCUGUGAGGUACGAAGAUGAUGCCUUCCGUCAUCGACGCCACGAAUCCUACGAACGACACUCAAAGCGGUCGCGAACCUCGCGAAGUCGGAGCAGGAGUCGGUCUCCAUAUAGGCACUCUCGUCGCAGAGAGGAAGGAAUGGAUGGCCCUACAAAUACUCGAGAUCCAGGUAGCAGGUUUGAGUCCAACUCCAGACACGCGGAUGAUCAGCCGGAAAAGGAUGCGACCACGAGAACUUCACAAUCCACACCCUCGCAUGAUCUUCCGACAGACGACGUCACCUCUAACUUGGUGCCUGCGCCAGGAUCUGAAGCUACUGGACACAGACAGGACAGGAAUCACACCGAAACCCACACGGCCGUCCCCGCUGGCGCCACCACCGCUGAGAUCGAAGAGCCCAGAAUGAUAGAUGAGGCUGCUCUGAUUGAAGAACGGCGCAAACGUCGUGAAGCUAUAAAGAACAAAUAUCGUGGUCAAGCUCCACCGCUAUUGGUUCAAGCACUUCAUCUUGGGGCCGAGUCGACGCCGGCAAGUCCUGCUCCGGAAAGCUAUACUACAACGCCACGCCGAUCCGAAUCCCCUGGCUCGUCCUCACCUCGUACGCCAAGAGAUCUGUCUGCUCCUCAGUCUCCAGCGGAGAUCAAGUUCGAUAAUGAUGCAGAUCUGACUAACACUGAUAGAAGAUCUCCGGUCGAAGACGGCCCUUCAGCUGCCGACUAUGACCCUACCGUGGACAUGGAAGAGGAACGAGCGCGACAUGAAAAACGUCUCUUUAAGGAAGACGAGAAAUCUCUCGAGCAAGCAGACCAAGCAGUAACCGGAGCUGACGACAAGGCUGCCCCUCCCCCUCCCAAGGCGACUGGUGAGUUUGACAUGUUUGCCGAUGAGGAUGAAGACGAUAUGUUUGCCGAAGCUCCUAUGAAGCCCAAAGUCGAGAUUAAGACUGCGCAAGCCCUGGAUGUCAACCUCAUGGACAAUUGGGAUGAUCCCGAAGGGUAUUACAUAACAAUCCUUGGUGAGCUGAUUGAGGACCGUUACCAUGUCACACAAAAUCUGGGAAGAGGGAUGUUCUCCUCUGUCGUUCGAGCGACUGAUAGACGAACCGGCAAAGCGGUCGCGAUCAAAAUUGUUCGGAACAACGAAACCAUGCGAAAAGCCGGAACCAAAGAAAUUGACAUUCUGAAAGACAUUGCUGCCAAUGACCCAGAAGACAAAAAGCACAUCAUUCGUCUUCAGCGAUCGUUUGAUCAUAAAGGUCAUCUUUGUAUGGUUUUUGAAAACCUCUCCAUGAACCUGCGGGAAGUGCUCAAAAAAUUCGGCAGGGAUGUGGGCAUCAAUCUCAAGGCUAUCCGAGCAUACGCACAGCAACUCUUUUGGGGAUUGAGCUUGCUGAAGAAAUGUCAAUACAUACACGCUGAUCUGAAACCAGACAACAUCCUUGUCAACGAAGCCAGGAGUACGCUGAAGAUCUGCGAUUUGGGAUCUGCGUCUCCCAUCACCGAGAAUGCCACUGCGCCAUAUCUAGUGUCUCGUUUCUAUCGGGCUCCUGAAGUCAUCCUGGGCAUCCCCUAUGACUAUGGCAUUGAUAUGUGGUCAGUUGGAUGUACCCUUUUCGAAUUGUACACGGGAAAGAUCUUGUUUACAGGCCGCAACAACAACGGCAUGCUUCGCGCGAUUAUGGAGUGUCGUGGGAAAUUUCCGCACAAGCUUCUCAGGCGUGGAACUCUGACGUAUGAAUACUUUGACGAUCUCCUCAAUUUUCGGGCUCAAGAGACAGACAAAGUCACAGGUCGGACGAUAAUCAAAGUGAUGGACAUCAAGCCAAAACCAGUCAGAGAUUUGAGAUCUCGGUUGGUCCCGAAGGACAAGCGCAUGAACGAACAGGAGCGCAAAGAGCUGGAUCUGUUUGUGGAUCUGCUGGAUAGGUGUUUGGAUUUGCGGCCCGAGAAGCGCAUCACGCCCAACGAUGCGUUGAAGCAUCCUUUCAUCUCGAGGGUAAAGCCAUGA